CUAUUGCGAAAUUUAUAAGUACAACUUAUGUGAAUAACAUUCUAUCAACUUCCUGUAAGAGGUAAACAAUCGAGUAUCGCCACGUCGAUUUGCAACUAUUAGACCAUUUGUCAAUAAACGACAAUAUAUUUGAAAGUACAGGAAUGGAAAGUAUAUGUUGAAGAAGCUGAUUAGUGCAAUAAAUUUACGCAGUGGAAAAAGAAACAUAAUCAUGAGCAAAAUGCCAGUGAGACGAAAUCCUACUAGGCACACUAUUGAGGAAGCAGACAUAGGAGAGGACUCAUUUCCUCAUGUACCUAUACCCUCCAGAAGAAAACGUGGCUCGGGAUCUGAAAAUGUUUCAAGGAGCCUAGAAGGAGACUAUGGCAAUGUAGCCUUGUUACUGUUCUUAUAUGUACUUCAGGGUAUACCGCUGGGUGUGGCGGGCAGCAUACCUAUGCUUUUACAAAGCAGAGGAGUGAGUUACAAGGACCAAGCUAUUUUCAGUUUUGUUUUUUGGCCCUUCAGUAUCAAAUUGUUAUGGGCACCACUAGUAGAUUCCUUGUAUUUAUCUUCAUUUGGGAGAAGGAAGAGCUGGCUAAUACCUAUUCAGUAUUUGAUUGGUGUGUUUAUGAUAUUCCUCUCCUAUCAAGUCAACAGUCUGAUCGGCAGUGAAAAGAGUGGUGAUGGAGUGAGUGUUUAUUUCCUGACUUUUAUCUUCUUCAUGCUCAACUUUCUAGCAGCUACACAAGACAUUGCAGUGGAUGGCUGGGCCUUAACAAUGCUCUCUAGGAGAAAUGUUGGCUGGGCUAGUACAUGUAAUUCUGUGGGUCAAACAGCAGGGUACUUUCUUGGAAACAUUCUGUUCUUAGCAUUAGAGUCUGCUGAUUUCUGUAACAAGUAUCUAAGGAGUGAGCCUCGAGAAACAGGACUGAUCACCUUGGCUGGAUUUAUGUUCUUCUGGGGCAUGGUAUUUUUUGUGACAACAACCUUGGUCAUGAUAAUGAAACACGAGGCUGAUGAUCCUGAUGCAGACAGUGAGCAGGGAAUCCUUGACACAUAUAAACAGCUGGUCAAGGUCAUUCAACUGAAACCAAUCAUCUCCUAUGCAAUCAUCCUUCUCACAGUGAAGAUUGGUUUUGCAGCAGCAGAUUCUUUGACAGGUCUGAAGUUGAUAGAAGCCGGAAUGAAGAAGGAGACACUUGCCUUGUUUGCCGUGCCCAUGAUUCCUAUACAAAUUAUACUGCCAUUAAUCAUAAGUAAAUACACAGCUGGACCAACACCCAUGGAUGUGUAUCUGCGAGCAAUGCCAUUCAGGUUACUGAUGGGAUUGGUGUAUGCCUUCAUGGUGUGGAUUUCUCAUGGGGUGCAGUCUAGUCCGGGAGUAUUCCCCACCUCCUUCUACGCUUUCAUAUUAAUUGUCUAUGCUCUCCAUCAGGUGACAUUAUAUAGCAUGUUUGUCUCUGGCAUGGCCUUCCAUGCUAAAAUCAGUGAUCCAUCAAUCGGAGGCACAUACAUGACUUUACUCAAUACCUUGUCUAAUCUUGGUGGUAAUUGGCCAAGUACAUUAGCUCUAUGGUUAGUGGAUGGUUUAACUUUGAAAUCCUGCAUUGGAGCAGUUGGUAGUUGUGAAAAAUCAGCUCCUUUAGAAGAGCAAUGUACUCAACAUGGAGGUGCAUGUGAGACCAGUGUGGAUGGGUACUACAUAGAAUCCAUUCUUCUGAUAGCCAUUGGAUUCUUGUGGUAUAUAUGGAGGUAUAAAAAGGUGAAGGAACUGGACAGACUGGACAUCUCUGCCUGGAAAUGCUCUUAAUUAUCUCCCAUGUGCAUUUCAUAUCCACUGCUACAUUCCUGGGUGAUUUUAUCAGAUGCUCAUGCAUUUUUUAUAUAAAAAAACAAUGUCUUAUAAAUAACUUUAAGAGAUUUCUAAUGGUCGUGAUCAUACUGCCAUACAUAACAUUUCAGAUUGCUCUGAAUCUCGUUUUCGUUCAAUUGCAGUUCAGUGGAAGAGUGUGUUUAUAAUUUUUUAUGUUGUCAAAUAAUUGGAAAAUGUUUAUUUUAUUUAUAAAGAUCAAUUUGUUGAAUAAAUAAAUGAAAAUAAUUAACA
This is a messenger RNA of Magallana angulata, 2086 nucleotides long. Its product is annotated as acetyl-coenzyme A transporter 1-like. The record is from RefSeq and is a predicted model, not a curated record. The transcript is spliced from 9 exons. Lineage: Eukaryota; Metazoa; Mollusca; Bivalvia; Ostreida; Ostreidae. Gene Ontology annotation, molecular function: acetyl-CoA transmembrane transporter activity. Gene Ontology annotation, cellular component: membrane. Bases 155 to 1792 code for a protein of 545 amino acids.